AUGAAAAGGAUUCUAUGUCUACUGGUCCCACUUAGUGGACUAUUUUCAAGCUUUGUUGAGGGGAACCAAGACUGCAGUUCAUGCCAUCAGUUGGACAUAGGAGUGGCUAUUGGGAUCAUCACUUGUAACAUCGUCCUCACAUUUGUCAUUGCACUCUCAGUCUACUGUUUUGUGUCUCAUCAGAAAAGGAGAAGCAGUUUACAUGCACAUGCCAGAUGUUGUGGGUCAGGUAAAGUAAAAACUCACCCGUCAUCAAUGUGGCCGAAGACGAUUAAAGUGGAAUCACCUUACCAGGAACUUUAUGGAGUACAAUCAGACAUAUACAGUGAUCUUCAGAAGUAUCGGAAAUAAAAUGUGACCGCCAGUGAACUAGUGAGGUGUCUCAAAGGGUCAGAUCUUCUUUUUAAAACAAUUUAAUAAUAAUUUUAGAGAAUU
Xyrauchen texanus (razorback sucker) is the source of this 435-nucleotide messenger RNA. RefSeq names its product transmembrane immune signaling adaptor TYROBP (gene tyrobp). Gene Ontology annotation, molecular function: signaling receptor binding. The record is from RefSeq and is a predicted model, not a curated record. Gene Ontology annotation, cellular component: cell surface. NCBI's taxonomy places the organism in Eukaryota, Metazoa, Chordata, Actinopteri, Cypriniformes, Catostomidae. Gene Ontology annotation, biological process: negative regulation of B cell proliferation; negative regulation of transforming growth factor beta1 production; neutrophil activation involved in immune response.